GAUUAGUGGUUAUCAUUGACCGAGAGUAGAAUAAGGUUUUAGAAGAAAGGCGGUUACUAUGAAUUUAAGAUAACAGAUAAUUUUUAUGAGCAUUAAUUUUUAUCUAGUUUGUUUUGAGGAUAUAGAUAUAAAAAAUGGUUAUAGCUAUAGGGUUUGAAGGUAGUGCCAAUAAACUGGGUAUAGGUAUUGUGAAAGAUGGGGAAGUACUGUCAAAUUGUCGUCGAACUUACAUUACUCCUCCAGGAGAAGGAUUUUUACCCAGAGAAACUGCAGAGCACCACCGAGCACAUAUAUUGACUCUUCUCAAAGAAUCAUUAGAUGUAGCAAAGCUGACUCCUAAAGAUAUUGACAUUGUUUGUUUUACUAAAGGACCUGGUAUGGCACCACCUUUGCUUAGUGUUGCAGUAGUAGCCCGUGCUAUUUCCAAAUUGUGGAAAAAACCUAUUAUUGGAGUAAAUCAUUGUAUUGCUCAUAUUGAAAUGGGGCGGCAAAUAACUGGAGCUGACAAUCCGACUGUAUUAUAUGUAAGUGGAGGAAACACCCAAGUGAUUUCUUAUGCUAGAGGUAAAUAUAGAAUAUUUGGUGAAACAAUUGACAUCGCUGUGGGAAAUUGUCUUGAUAGAUUUGCUCGUCUUAUAAACCUUUCAAAUGACCCUAGUCCGGGUUAUAAUAUUGAACAAAUGGCUAAAAAAGGAAAAAGAUUUUGUGCCUUGCCUUAUGUGGUAAAGGGAAUGGAUGUUUCUUUCUCUGGAAUUUUAUCUUGGCUAGAAGAAAGGUUAGAUAAUCUUAAAAAGGAUGGUUAUACUGAUGAAGAUUUGUGUUUCUCAUUACAAGAGACAAUAUUUGCUAUGCUGGUAGAAACAACAGAGAGAGCUAUGGCACAUUGUGGAUCUAAUGAAGUGCUUGUUGUUGGUGGUGUUGGCUGUAACGUUCGUCUCCAGGAAAUGUUAGCGUCAAUGGCUGAAGAUAGGAAUGCUAAAUGCUAUGCUACUGAUGAACGGUAUUGUAUUGAUAAUGGUGCAAUGAUAGCGCAUGCUGGUGCAUUGCUUUAUUUACACUCUGGAGAAACAAAGUGGGAAGAUACACGAAUAACUCAAAGGUUCCGAACUGACGAUGUCGAAGUAACCUGGAGGUGAAACUUUCGUUAAUUAGUCUAGGUUAUUGAAUGAUAAUAUUAUCUUUCAAAAAUUUAUUUUUAUUGUUUAUUAAAUGUUGUAAAGUAA
This is a messenger RNA of Nezara viridula (southern green stink bug), 1223 nucleotides long. The record is from the annotation of a GenBank genome assembly. NCBI's taxonomy places the organism in Eukaryota, Metazoa, Arthropoda, Insecta, Hemiptera, Pentatomidae.